This is a messenger RNA of Alternaria ventricosa, 1272 nucleotides long. RefSeq lists its product as uncharacterized. The record is from RefSeq and is a predicted model, not a curated record. NCBI's taxonomy places the organism in Eukaryota, Fungi, Ascomycota, Dothideomycetes, Pleosporales, Pleosporaceae. Bases 1 to 1272 code for a protein of 423 amino acids. The transcript has a single exon.
AUGCAACAAUCCCUUGGCGUUUCCGAUCCCUUCGAGCGCGUUAACCUUGUUAUGAACAUACAGUCUAUAUGGAAUGUCGCAAACCCUACAUACAUCAUUCCAGAGGACAUGCGAUACCCUGGUUGGAUCGGCAAUUGGCCCCUACCCAUCCUACGAUCCAUAAGCCAUCUAGCCAGUGGUAUGCCGGGCGAUGGGGGACGGCAUCGAUUCGUGGAACUCCUGAAUAUCGGCUAUACGAUAAGGGUGACAGACGAGUCGACUACUCAUGAACCGCAGCUACAGGUAUCUGAUCUAGAGUUUGUCCGGGACAGCGUUGGAUUGCCACCGGCGGCUAUGCCAGUAGAGGAGGAAGCCGCCCCAGCCCAGAAUGAUGUUGCAACCCCUCAACCACGUCCACAACGAAUACUUCCAGAAGAUGAAGAUGACCCGGAGACCUUGAUGAAGAAACAGGAACUGUGGAUCAAGUACUACUGGAACGUCACUGAUAUCAAAGCCCUUGUCCCCCCGAACAUGCGGCAGCUAGACAAAUUUGGAAAGCCGACCAAUCGGGCGCUGCACAGCUGCAGCGACCAAAAGAAUCUGACGAAGUUACUUUACAAGCUAGCUCGCAUCACAAAAGGUCGAAAGGAUGCAGCAUGGGCGCAGAUAGAAGAGGCGUGGAAGGCAAGACCAGUAGGCCGUUCAGGAGGCAAAGCGUUUGCAGAAUCAGACGUCAAAGCCGCUCUUGAUUACUUCCGUGACCUACGUGAAGAAGAAGAAGACGAAGACUCUGUUACCAACAGUCGAAAGCAAUUACCUAUUGCACCUUCAAACCCCGACGGGACUACCGGCGAGGAGGGUCAUGAUGGCGCGACGAACGCCGGGCGGGGAAGUCAGCAUCUCGAUGGAAGGCAACGGAAGAGACGACGACGCGAAUCUCGAGCCACCGAACCCGACACCCACGACAGUGCUGAUCACCAGAUGCUACUGUCCGGCGUGGAUGUCGCAGAGGCGGGACUCUCGAUGGCUCGCAGCCGGCGCUCAUCAGUCAUGGCAAGACGUGGCAACGACCGCGCAAGUAUUGUAGCGACCCACGACGCUACGGCUGACGAGGCUGCCUCGAGCGUACAAGAAGCGCGUGGAGCAGCGACCUUGCAGCUAAAGAGGAAGAGACGGCAUUCGCUAAACGAAGAUGAGGCAGAUGUGGAUGUGGAAGGUGGCAAGAUGGGUGAUGACGAAAAGAGUGAGCGUGCGGAACAGGAGCACGAUGAGCUGGAGCCAGAAGAGGGGUAA